AUGGGUCGCAUACCUGCUUUCAUAAUCUUCCUAACUUCUUCUCUUCUUAUAGUCCUUCAAAACCUCGACGUCGCUAACGCCGUGACGUGUACAGGAAGCUUCAUCAACCGUAACAGCAGCUAUUUUCAGAAUCGCCACAAGCUCUUCUCCACUCUUGCUAAUAAAGUCGUCGCCAACGGCGGAUUCUACAACUCCUCACGCGGAGCAAGUCCUAACUCAGUUCACGCUCUUGCCCUCUGUAGAAGAGGCUACGAGGAACAGGACUGUAUCAGUUGUGUAGAAAAGGUUACUCAGGAGAUACAAACUGGUUGUCCAAACCGCAUGGAUUCAUUCAAGUGGGACAAUGACGAUGGUGACAAUGUUUCUUGUCUUGUAAGUUCUUCAAACCACUCAACUUUUGGGAGCCUUGAGCUUGAACCUGCUGUUAUAUAUCCAAGUCCACUUAGUAUCGAGCAAUCGAAAGACAUGACCCUUUUCAGACAACAGUGGGAAGCAACGGUUAAUCGGACCCUCGAGGAUACCACUGAAGCUAAAACUUUAUCCAUACUUAAGUACUACAGUGCUGUGGAAGCCGAGUUCACCGAGUUUUCAAAUGUAUACAUGCUGAUGCAGUGCACGCCCGACAUAACUUCCCAGGAUUGCAAGAUAUGUUUGGAAAACUGUGUGACAUAUUUUAAAAAAGAGUUUUGGGGAAGACAAGGAGGCGAGGUUAGUCGUCCUAGCUGUGUUUUCAGGUGGGAUCUAUAUGCUUUUCAUGGUGCCUUUGAAUAUGUAACAAGGGUUCCUGCACCUCCUGGACCUCAGGCACAGGCGAAUGGAACCUUCAUAACAGACAAGAAAGGAAGAAGCAUUAGAUAUAGCGGAAUUAUUGCGAUUAUUGUGGUUCCUGCUCUCUUUAAUCUGGUGGUAUUUAUUGGUCUCAUAAAGUUCUAUGUUCGGAGGAAAAACUCAUACAACGGAUACAAUGAGUACUCUGAUUCUAAUGGUCAACCUAUGUUACGGUUUGAUCUUGGUACAAUCUCAAUGGCAACCAAUGACUUUUCGUCUGAAAAUAAGCUUGGCCAAGGUGGAUUUGGUACGGUCUAUAAGGGAAAACUACCAAAUGGGCAAGAGAUAGCUGUGAAGAGAUUAACAAAAGGUUCAGGACAAGGAGAUAUGGAGUUUAAGAAUGAGGUUUCACUCUUAACAAGACUCCAACACAAGAAUCUGGUUAAGCUUCUUGGAUUCUGUAGUGAAGGUGAUGAAGAGAUUCUUAUCUACGAGUUUGUCCCCAACUCAAGUCUUGAUCACUUUAUCUUCGAUGAAGAGAAGCGUUCGCUUCUUACGUGGGAGGUGAGAUUUAGAAUUAUAGAAGGCAUUGCUAGAGGUCUUCUUUAUCUUCAUGAAGAUUCUCAGCUAAAGAUUAUUCACCGAGACUUGAAAGCAAGCAACAUCCUUUUAGAUGCAGAGAUGAACCCGAAAGUUGCAGAUUUCGGGACCGCAAGGUUGUUUGAUGCUGAUGAGACUCGAGCUGAAACAAGACGAAUAGCUGGAACUCGUGGAUAUAUGGCUCCUGAAUACCUGAAUCACGGGCAAAUCUCAGCUAAGUCUGAUGUAUUUAGCUUCGGUGUUAUGCUUCUGGAGAUGAUAAGCGGUCGAAAAAACAAUAGCUUCGAAGGAGAAGGACUUGCAGCUUUUGCAUGGAAGAGGUGGGCUGAAGGAAAGCCUGAAAUUAUAAUUGACCCGUUCUUGGUAAAGAAACCGAGUAACGAGAUCAUUAAGAUGAUCCAGAUAGGUUUGUUGUGUGUUCAAGAGAAUGCAGGGAGGAGACCAACCAUGAGCUCGGUAAUAGUUUGGCUUGGCAGUGAGACUAUCACCAUUCCUUUACCUAACGCUCCUGCUUUCACUGGAAGCAUGUCCCAAUCUGAGAAAGGUACAACGUCAAUAAGCAACGUCUUCACGGACUACUUUCAGAAUCGCCACAAUCUCUUCUCCACUCUUGCUUCAAAAGUCGUCGCCAACGGCGGAUUCUACAACGCCUCAGUCGGCAAAAGCCCUAACUUAGUUCACGCUCUUGCCCUCUGCAGAAGAGGCUACGAGCGACAGGAUUGUAUCAAUUGUGUCGAAAAGGUGACGCAGGAGAUACAAACUGGUUGUCCAAACCGAAUGGGUUCGUUCAAGUGGGACAAUGACGAUGGAGACCAUGUUUCCUGUCUUGUAAGUUCCUCAAACCACUCAACUUUGGGGAGCCUUGAGCUUGAACCUUCUGUUAUAUAUCCAAGUCCACUUAGUAUCGAGCCAUCGAAGGACAUGACGCUUUUCAGACAACAAUGGGAAGCAACGGUAAAUCGGACCAUCCAGGAUGCCACAGAAGCUGAAAGUUCCUCCAUACUUAAGUACUACAGUGCCGUAGAAGCCGAGUUCACGGAGUUUCCAAAUGUAUACAUGCUGAUGCAAUGCACGCCCGACAUAACUUCCCAGGAGUGCAAGAUAUGUUUGGAAAAAAGUGGGACAUAUUUUAAAAAACAGUUUUGGGGAAGACAGGGAGGCGAGGUUAGUCGUCCGAGCUGUGUUUUCAGGUGGGAUCUAUAUGCUUUCCAUGGUGCAUUUGAUAAUGUAACAAGGGUUCCUGCACCUCCUAGAUCUCAGGCUCAGGCAAACGGGACCUUUAUAACAGACAAGAAAGGUAAAGCAACUGACGGAAUUAUUGCGAUAAUUGUGGUUCCCACUCUUACUAAUCUGUUGGUAUUUAUUGGUCUCAUAAAAUUCUGUGUUCGGAGGAAAAACUCAUACAACGGAUGCAAUGACUACUCUGAUUCUAAUGGCCAACCUAUGUUACGGUUUGAUCUUAGUACAAUUCUAAUGGCAACCAAUGACUUCUCGUCUGAAAAUAAACUUGGCGAAGGUGGAUUUGGUACGGUCUAUAAGGGGACAUUAGUAAAUGGCCAAGAAAUAGCUGUGAAGAGAUUAACAAAAGGUUCAGGACAAGGAGAUAUGGAGUUUAAGAAUGAGGUUUCACUCUUGACAAGACUACAACAUAGGAAUCUGGUUAAGCUUCUUGGGUUCUGUAAUGAAGGAGAUGAAGAGAUUCUUAUCUACGAGUUUGUCCCCAACUCAAGUCUUGAUCACUUUAUCUUCGAUGAAGAGAAGCGUUCACUUCUUACGUGGGAGGUGAGAUUCAGAAUUAUAGAAGGCAUUGCUAGAGGUCUUCUUUAUCUUCAUGAAGAUUCUCAGCUGAAGAUUAUUCACCGAGAUUUGAAAGCAAGCAACAUCCUCUUAGAUGCGGAGAUGAACCCUAAAGUUGCAGAUUUUGGGACCGCAAGGUUGUUUGAUGCUGAUGAGACUCGAGCUGAAACAAGACGAAUAGCUGGAACCCGUGGAUAUAUGGCUCCUGAAUACCUGAAUCACGGGCGAAUCUCAGCCAAGUGUGAUGUAUAUAGCUUCGGUGUUGUGCUUCUAGAGAUAUUAAGUGGUGAAAAAAAUAAUAGCUUCAAAGGAGAAGGACUUGCAGCUUUUGCAUGGAGGAGAUGGCUUGAAGGAAAGCCUGGGAUUAUAAUUGACCCUUUCUUGGUAGAGAAUCCGAGUAAUGAGAUCAUUAAGAUGAUUCAGAUUGGUUUGUUGUGUGUUCAAGAGAAUGCAACAAAGAGACCAACCAUGAGCUCGGUAAUAGUUUGGCUAGGUAGUGAGACUAUCACCAUUCCUUUACCUAACGCUCCUGCUUUCACUGGAAGCAUGUCCCAAUCUGAGAAAGGUACAACGUCGAUAAGCAACGUCUUCACGGAGUUGAGUUGUCGAUGA
Messenger RNA from Eruca vesicaria subsp. sativa (arugula), 3777 nucleotides. NCBI's taxonomy places the organism in Eukaryota, Viridiplantae, Streptophyta, Magnoliopsida, Brassicales, Brassicaceae. The record is from the annotation of a GenBank genome assembly.